AAUCACUCAAGUUUUAUAGUGAAAUUAUUUUAAAUGUUAGUUUCAGUGUAGUUUUAAUUGUCAGAGGUUUCUAUUCUGUUUGUCGUCAAAAAAUUAAACGUGGUUUUAAAUAAAGCACAAGAAAAACUCAAACAAGUACUCAGUCAAAAUCAAAAAUUUAUUCAAUUAACCAAAAAAUGAGCAAAGCUACUGAUAUUUCAAAUAAUGUAUCUGGUUCUGGAUUUUCUUCGCAAAAUAAAAAAUUCGAAAGACCGAACUUUAAGGAACAAUACGCAGUCAUUCAAGAAAAGCGGGAAAAUGUAACGGAGUCUCUAAAAAAAAUUAGAGAGUUCUCUGAGAAAAUCCAGCAAUGUCGUGAAAUUCAAACGCGUUAUAUAACACAAAGGGAUGAAACCAGACGUCUUAUGGACGAUGUCAUUUCUCAAAUGAAUAAUUUAGACGUUGAGCGUACUGAAAUUCUUCUUAAGAUUGACGAACGUCAAAAAGAAGUUCGUGAAGAAAAAUCAAAAGUACAAAUUUUAAAACGGUCUUUAGAAUUCCAAUCUGAAAAAGAAAUUGAUACGAAAAUAGCGUCUUUAGAAAAGUAUAUUUUAAAUAACAAAUUAUCUGUUCAUCAAGAAAAUCAAAUUAUCUCAAAAAUUCAACAAUUACGACAAAAAAAAUCCUUAGUGUCGCAUUCUAGCACAUUUCAAUCAGAUGUCAAAUCGGUUGAUCAAAGCUCUAACGAUGAACUUCGACAACGAUUGGAGCUUAUCAAAGAGGAAGUUAAAGAAUUACAGAAAAGGAAGCGUUUACUGCGUGAUAAAUUAACCGCGUUAUAUGAAGAACAUCAAAAAAAUGUUAUGCCUUUAAAUGACUUAUUCGAUUUAAGAGCAGAAAUGAGACAAAAAUUAACACAAUAUCGACAAGAGGAAGCAACUUUACUGCAAGAAGUCGAAGUUAAAAAUAAGGAGUAUCAACUACACGCGCUUGAAAGAAAGAAAGAAGCUCAAGAAAAAAAACAAGAGGAAGCACGGAAACGUCAUUUGGAACAAACACGAGAUAUGUUACAAAAAGAAUUAGAAAAAAUUGAAGACCAAGUAUCGGAUCCUCAGUAUAUUUUAGCUCAGCAAUUGUUCUCUUACGUUAAAACGCAGAGUGAAAAGGCUCAGGAAAUUUUGAAGAAUCAAAAUUUGCAAGGUGAAACAGUACCUCCAUCCCAUGUGAUUUCACCGAGUUCAUCAUGUUUUGAAGGCCUACGUGUCAUUAAACCGAAAAGUCAACGGGAGGAAGAAGUAACAGUUGUUUCUAAGAAAAAAAAUAAAAAAUUAAAAAAAGGAUUGACAUUAAAACAGCCUUUGAUUCAUGAUAUAACCAUUUUAGCCGACUUUGAACGUUUAAAUAUACCGCCUCCAUUAUGCUUGGAAGAUUGUUUCCAAUGUUUAGAAAGUAUUGUGGAAAAACUUGCUUUCUUAAAAAAUGAAAAAUUAGUAAGGGAAAAAAAGUUAAAAGAGAAAGAGGAAGAACUUUUACAAAAACUCGAAAAAAUUGACAAAUUAUCAAAGACAUGUGCGGAACCUUCAGUGAUGAAUGAAAAAACUACAAAGUCAGAUUCUUCCGAAAACCAUUCGCAAGAAUCCCAAAGCCUUAAGACGUGAUUUCAAAAGAUUUAUAAGCGAACCCGUUUCGACACGGCUGAGAACUUUUUGAAAAACACAUAUAAAUGUUUUUUUUUUAACAAUUUUUUUCAAGUCGUAACAAGCAAUUAUUGUAACCCUCAUUUCGUUACAUUAUCAUAAAAUAACACAUUGAUUUUUUAUCAAGACGCUA
Messenger RNA from Hylaeus volcanicus, 1809 nucleotides. Its product is annotated as putative leucine-rich repeat-containing protein DDB_G0290503. Bases 177 to 1637 code for a protein of 486 amino acids. The record is from RefSeq and is a predicted model, not a curated record. Gene Ontology annotation, biological process: intracellular mRNA localization. Gene Ontology annotation, cellular component: nuclear outer membrane-endoplasmic reticulum membrane network; endoplasmic reticulum; ribonucleoprotein complex. Gene Ontology annotation, molecular function: mRNA binding. The transcript has 8 exons. Lineage: Eukaryota; Metazoa; Arthropoda; Insecta; Hymenoptera; Colletidae.